Messenger RNA from Hibiscus syriacus, 387 nucleotides. Its product is annotated as galactose mutarotase-like. The coding region runs from base 1 to 387 and encodes 128 amino acids. The record is from RefSeq and is a predicted model, not a curated record. The transcript is spliced from 2 exons. NCBI's taxonomy places the organism in Eukaryota, Viridiplantae, Streptophyta, Magnoliopsida, Malvales, Malvaceae. Gene Ontology annotation, biological process: beta-D-galactose catabolic process via UDP-galactose, Leloir pathway; glucose metabolic process. Gene Ontology annotation, molecular function: carbohydrate binding; aldose 1-epimerase activity.
AUGUUUUCUUCUCCGUCGUUGUUCGUGGCAGUGAAGGACUCCAUUGAUGAUCAAGUGGAAGAUCCUAAAAGAUUUCCGGGUGAAAUUAGAGUCACCGUCGAGUACCUCCUCCGAUCGGAUAACCGGUUCAGAGAGAUGAUGAAGGCCAGGGAAUUAAAACAGGCUACCCCUGUGAAUCUAGCACAACAUACAUAUUGGAACCUUGGUAACCAUGACAGUGGUGACAUCUUGUCCGAACAAGUCCAGAUUUUCGCCUCCCAUGUCACGCCUGUCGACAAAAACCUUAUCCCGACAGGCGUAAUUUUGACCGUACGAGGAACUCCAUACGAUUUCCUCAAACCGCAGACGAUCGGGGGAAAGGUUACGACAAACUACAUCAUCGACUGA